AUGCAAUAUACUCGCCCAAGCCUCGUGACCACAAUCAACCAAGAACUCCUGUGCACGCACCGGAAUCCGAUGGAUGUGGCAUAUGCCCUGAGUGAAAUCUACAAUGGCAUAUAUUCAUCCAGAUCUCAGGUGCAUUCACUGGAAAGGAAAAGGUACACGGGAGUCGUCAUUCCAGGUACCCUGCCAAAUACAUUAUAUCUUGUAUACACGCAAGCAGAAAAGGAGUCCCUUACAAGCCAGGGAUAUGGUUCGGGUCCUGGGUCGCGAAUUUUAACCGUACAUGAGGCCCAAGGCCUCACAUACGGGACAGUGGUCAUAAUGAGGACAACAACAGAGAAGCACAAAAUUUAUGACAGCGUCCAACACGCAGUAGUGGCAGUGUCCAGGCACACAGUCUCCUGUGUAUAUUACACGGACGAUUGCGACGAUGCGACUGGACGGCUGAUUGAAAGCACGAUGGCUGCGACAACAAACAGAAUUAAAGAAUACAACCUAAAAAUGGCACUAAGAAGCAGAGACGCAGCUGUCGUAGAGGCCCUGACAACGGCGAAUUGA
Parnassius mnemosyne (clouded apollo) is the source of this 555-nucleotide messenger RNA. The record is from the annotation of a GenBank genome assembly. Lineage: Eukaryota; Metazoa; Arthropoda; Insecta; Lepidoptera; Papilionidae.